This is a messenger RNA of Wallemia mellicola CBS 633.66, 1772 nucleotides long. RefSeq lists its product as hypothetical. NCBI's taxonomy places the organism in Eukaryota, Fungi, Basidiomycota, Wallemiomycetes, Wallemiales, Wallemiaceae. The record is from RefSeq and is a predicted model, not a curated record. The coding region runs from base 839 to 1132 and encodes 97 amino acids. The transcript is spliced from 4 exons.
GACUGUAGAAAAAGAAUCUUGUAAGAUGAAGAUAGUGCCAUAUACUUUGUAAUAGAUAUAUUUUAUUUAUUAGCUAUCUCCACAACCAGUCAUUCUUUAAAUUACGACAUUCAAGACAAACAAACGCUGGACGUUAGAGGAUGCCACGUAGACCACCACCAAGUCCAUUGAAAUUGUUACCAAACAAUGUACCCCUCCCUGGACGAGACUGUCCAAAGCAAGCGCAUAUACUACCACGUCUACCACCGAACGCACUAUUAAGGCAGUCACCAAUCGAUUUGACAGCUAGCAAUGUAAUGGGAGUAGACCGUAUGGUAGUAGGCUCGAGAAAUCGUACAAAUUCGUUAUCCUCAUUAUCAAGAAGUUCAAUCGAUAGUGCAGAGAGCGCUAGCAGCUUUGGAAGCUCAUCUGGAUGGGCAUUCUAAUGGCAUUUAUAUUAAAAAUAGCUGGUUCUAUUCACAAACAAUACACUCAUUCAUUCAAUAUUACAUCACGUCAACAUUGCGGUGCUUUCUGGAAAGGCACUUGUUAUAUCUGGAAUAUCAAGCUUUAAAAUAUUAUACAUACCUUGCUGGACAACUUUUCAUUACCCUCAAACUGUCAUACGCUAGAUGCGGACGGCCAAGUGAUUGUGGUAAAUUUUUUCAAAAAGAAAGUAUAAAGGAAUAUAUAUCAACAAUCAUCUAAAUGAGUGUACAUAUAUAUAGUUGUUUUACUUUUUGCGCUUUGAUCAGCUCUGACGUAUGUCUGUGCGCGAGUGUCUAGAAUCAGAUAGGGUCAUCGAAGCGAGGACAUCAUAAGUUGUACAAUAACCACUUACAACACCCCGGAUAAAUCGAUGAAGUUACAGCAACGCAUGAGCGUCAAAACUGAGACAGGAAAUCUCUUCGGGGAUGCUGAUCCAUUUGCUAAGGCGUCCUUGACUAGACGUUCAAGGUCUUCGUCUACGGCUUCAUCGAUUUCUCAGACGAAUUCGUUUGAGUACGACCACCACUUGGAGACACCCUCCAGUGCCUGCUCAGAGGAAUCCUUCUGUUUGCCAUUAAACGACAACAUACCAAAGCGUACAUGUCCAGCAAAGACGCUUAGUAGACCACCAAGCUUGUUGUUCCAUUUACCUAGAAGAUCAUAGACAAAAAAUCACAGUUUGAGCUUGUUUACAGCCAAACUAAGCAUUCACAUUUCAACUAUCAGCAUUCAAUCACUUUCGUUAAGGACACAUUCACUCUCUUGUAAUAUCCAUUCAUUUGAUUUGUACAUUUUAAGCAAAUUCGCCUUUUGACCAUUUGGUAGAUAAGUUAGCAAGCUCAACAGCUGAUUCUGCCCAACUUGGACCGUGGUUUUCUAAACCACCUUCAACUAGACCUGCUCUAGAUCUUGCUUGCUCUUCUGUGUUGCAGGUGAGUACACCGAAAACAACAGGUAAAUUCUCAUCCAAGCUGACUCUCAUGAGACCGUCAGUAGCCGCACCUGCGAUGUACUCAAAGUGCUGUGUAGAUCCUUUAACAAGUACACCAAUUGAGAUUAUAGCCCGGUGAGUUCAAUGGGUCUAACCCUUUGAGUAAGUUAGAGGAUGUGUUUCCCUGUUGUACGCGUCCUGCGUGUAUCAUUUUUAGUAGCAAUUGGAAGUUCCCAGCUACCUGCAAUUUGCUGUAUAAUGAUGUUCUCCUUCUUAACACCUAAUUCUAACAAUCUGUUGUUCGUACCUUCAACUAACGCAUUUACGACCUCUUUGUUCCAUCUUGUGUGUACGAUACCAAUCUUAAGAUCUU